GAGAGAAGAAGCGAGCACGGCGGCUGGUGAGCGAGAGAGAGAGAGAGAGAGGGAGAAUCGGAGGCGAGAAGAGAACAGAGGGUUUCUCUUUCCUCGAAACCCUAGAAGUCGAUCGAGGGAUCCAUCUCUGAGUUUAUCUGCUUCUUGUGUGGAAAUAUUCGCUUUUUCUCGGUUUCUCAAGGGAUCGGGUUCCAGAUCGAGGGUUUGUCUGGGGGGAUUUGGAGACACGACGUUUCUCCGGCACCAGAUCGGCCGUAUAUCGCUGGGACGAGCUCUCUGUCGGUUUUAAUAGCUUUCUUGUAAGGGUUUUCUCCUUCCUUUUUGCGUUUUCUCGGUGGAUUUUUGGUUUCCGGUGGUGGAUGGAGGAAUUUUUAGGGGUUUCGAUUAUGUGUUUAAAGCUGGGUGGAGAACGUGGGGAAGGUUUGUUGAGGGUACCUAUUCUCUGAGUUAGGGGGUUUCCAGGUUUCGGCUGAGAUCUUUGCAGUUUAUGAGGUGUUGGGGAGGAUUUCGGGAGAAAAAUAUGAUUUUUUUUUAAUGUUCGUUGAAGUGUUCUACUUAUUAUUUACUGUGUGCGACUGUAACUUUUGUCUUUGAGAACUGGGAGCUCGGUUUUCCUGGUUAAAGCUUUAUAACAUGGUGGUGUAGGUGAAGAAGAAGUUUUCUGAAGAUUUUGGUACGAUAGAGAAAGUUAAAAAAAAAAAACACUUCCUUUGGAAGUGAUUAGGAAGGGCUUCUGUGGUUUGGAGGACUGCUGGUGUUUUGUCUUGUCUUUUUUCUCUUUAGAUUUAGAUACCAGAUCUUUGCGCUGGAGCGUUUAGGGAUUCCGGGAACCAUGUCGUCGUUGAGCAGGGAACUAGUUUUCCUGAUUCUGCAGUUCUUGGACGAGGAGAAGUUCAAAGAAACUGUUCAUAAGUUGGAGCAAGAGUCGGGCUUUUACUUCAAUAUGAAAUACUUUGAGGAUCAAGUCCAGGCAGGGGAAUGGGAUGAAGUUGAACGGUAUCUUGGUGGAUUCACAAAGGUCGAGGACAAUCGCUACUCCAUGAAGAUCUUCUUCGAGAUUAGGAAGCAGAAGUACCUUGAAGCACUUGAUAGGCAUGACAGGGCGAAAGCUGUCGAGAUACUUGUGAAGGACCUCAAGGUUUUUGCUUCUUUCAAUGAAGAACUUUUCAAGGAGAUCACUCAAUUGCUCACCUUGGAGAAUUUCCGGCAGAAUGAGCAGCUUUCUAAGUAUGGAGAUACAAAAUCUGCCCGAAACAUAAUGCUCAUGGAGCUUAAGAAGCUGAUUGAAGCAAAUCCUUUAUUUCGUGAUAAGCUUACUUUCCCACCCUUUAAAGCUUCUAGGCUGCGUACACUGAUCAACCAGAGUCUGAACUGGCAGCAUCAACUUUGUAAGAAUCCACGCCCCAACCCUGAUAUCAAGACACUUUUUGCUGAUCACUCAUGUGCUGCUCCUACCAAUGGAGCCCGUGCUCCUCCCCCUAACAAUGGCCCCCUUGUAGGGCCAAUUCCUAAGUCUGGGGCAUUUCCUCCAAUUGGUGCUCAUAGUCCAUUCCAACCAGUUGUUUCUCCAUCUGCAAGCGCCAUUGCAGGGUGGAUGACGAACGCUAACCAAUCUUUACCACAUGCUGCUGUGGCGCAAGGACCCCCAGGGUUGGUGCAGCCUUCGGGUACAGCUGCAUUUUUGAAGCACCCAAGGACUCCCACAAGUACUCCUGGUAUGGAUUAUCAAACUGCAGACUCUGAACACUUCAAGAGAAUGCGUACUGGCCCAUCAGAUGAGGUCUCAUUCGCUGGUGCAUCUCAUCCACCUAAUAUUUAUUCUCAAGAUGAUCUUCCCAGAACUGUGGUGCGGACCCUUAAUCAGGGUUCGAAUGUCAUGAGCUUGGAUUUCCAUCCAGUUCAACAAACAUUUCUUUUAGUUGGAACCAAUGUUGGUGACAUUGGGAUAUGGGAAGUUGGAUCUCGAGAAAGGAUCGCGCAUAAGACAUUUAAGGUUUGGGAUGUCUCAUCUUGUUCUUUGCCAUUACAGGCAGCAUUAAUGAAAGAUGCUACAAUAUCUGUCAAUCGGUGCUUGUGGAGUCCUGAUGGAGCUAUUCUUGGUGUUGCAUUUUCGAAACAUAUUGUUCAGACAUAUGCUUUUAUUCCAAAUGGAGAGCUGAGACAACAAUUGGAGAUUGAUGCUCAUUUAGGCGGUGUUAAUGACAUUGCCUUUUCCCAUCCCAACAAGAGUUUGUCGAUUAUCACGUGCGGUGAUGACAAGACAAUUAAGGUGUGGGAUGCUGCAACAGGACAGAGGCAAUACAUGUUUGAAGGGCAUGAAGCUCCUGUGUACUCUGUAUGCCCUCAUUAUAAGGAGUCUAUCCAGUUUAUCUUCUCCACUGCUGUUGAUGGGAAAAUCAAAGCAUGGCUAUAUGAUUGUUUGGGAUCCAGAGUUGACUAUGAUGCGCCUGGGCAUUGGUGCACAGCGAUGUCAUAUAGUGCAGAUGGAACAAGGCUUUUUUCCUGUGGAACUAGUAAAGAUGGUGAUUCGCAUUUAGUUGAGUGGAAUGAGACUGAAGGAGCUAUUAAAAGGACAUACUCUGGAUUUAGAAAGCGUUCAUUAGGUGUCGUCCAAUUUGACACAACUAGGAACCGAUUCCUGGCUGCUGGAGAUGAAUUUAUGAUUAAGUUCUGGGACAUGGAUAGUACCAGCAUACUAACCACCACAGAUGCUGAUGGUGGAUUGCCUGCAAGCCCACGUCUAAGAUUCAACAGAGAAGGUUCAUUACUUGCAGUUACAACAAGCGACAACGGUAUUAAAAUCUUAGCCAACACUGAUGGGCAGCGCUUGCUAAGGAUGCUUGAGAGUAGGGCAUUUGAGGGAUCUCGAGGGCCUUCCCAACAGAUCAAUACGAAGCCUCCACUUGUCAAUGCAUUGGGUGCUGUUUCUAGUGUUUCUAGCCCAUUAGCAGCCACUCCUGAGCGUCCUGAUCGAGUUUUACCUGCUGUCUCAAUGGGUAGCAUGGCUCCUAUGGAAAACAAUCGGAUGGUUGAUGUUAAGCCAAGGAUUUCAGAUGAUGCUGACAAGAUCAAAAGCUGGAAAUUAGCUGAAAUUGGGGACUCUGCUCAUCUUAAAACCUUAAGGUUGCCUGACUCCAUGACAACAACUAGCAAGAUUGUGCGAUUGUUAUAUACGAACUCUGGGCUAGCUGUCUUGGCUCUUGCAUCCAAUGCCAUACAUAAGCUGUGGAAAUGGCAGCGCACCGAACGAAAUCCAUCUGGCAAGUCCACUGCAUCUGUUGUCCCUCAGUUGUGGCAACCAUCAAAUGGAAUUCUCAUGACCAAUGAAACCAAUGAUAGCAACCCAGAAGAAGCAAAUGCAUGUAUUGCUUUGUCAAAGAAUGACUCAUAUGUUAUGUCUGCAUCUGGUGGGAAGGUUUCUUUGUUCAAUAUGAUGACGUUCAAGGUUAUGACAACUUUCAUGCCACCCCCUCCUGCAGCCACCUUCCUGGCAUUCCACCCUCAAGACAACAAUAUUAUUGCCAUAGGAAUGGAAGAUUCUACUAUUCAAAUAUACAAUGUUCGAGUUGAUGAGGUGAAAACCAAGCUCAAGGGUCACCAGAAGAAGAUCACUGGCCUAGCAUUUUCCCAGUUACUAAAUGUCCUUGUCUCUUCAGGAGCCGAUGCACAGCUGUGUGUGUGGAGUAUAGAUGGAUGGGAGAAGAAGAAAUCAAGAUUUAUUCAGGCACCAGCUAGUCGUGCAUCCCCGUUAGUUGGGGAUACCAAAGUUCAGUUUCAUAAUGAUCAGGCACAUCUUUUGGUUGUUCAUGAAAGCCAACUGGCCAUCUACGACAGCAAGCUUGAAUGCUUGCGCUCGUGGUUUCCAAGGGAUGCAUUACCAGCACCAAUUUCAAGUGCGAUAUACUCUUGUGAUAGUUUGUUCGUGUACGCCGGAUUCUGUGAUGGUGCAGUUGGCGUUUUUGAAGUAGAUGGCCUGAGGCUUUGUUGCAGGAUUGCACCGUCUGCCUACAUAUCACCAUCCAUUACCAGUGCUGGAACUGUUUAUCCUAUGGUGAUUGCUGCCCACCCAUCAGAACCCAACCAGUUUGCACUGGGAAUGAGCGAUGGUGCAGUUCAUGUGGUCGAGCCAUCAGACGCUGAGCCAAAAUGGGGUGCGCCGCCACCUCAGGACAAUGGAGCUCAUCCGUCAAUCUCCAAUUCCGCAUUGACUACUAAUCAGGCAUCUGAAGCUCCUCCUAGGUGACUUGGGAGCAGAACAGCAAGAAGGCUAGGGAAUCGAGCAGACUUGCCUGAAAACCAGUAGCUCUCCAGCUUCAGAGGUGAUCUCUUUUUGAAUCUCAGCCCGAUGCCAUACCGCCCGAGGGCUGGUAUAUCUUCCCUUGUAAAGCAUCUUAUAAUCUGUCUACCGUCCUUGAGAUAUUCUUUUGUUGUUGGGUUGGGAGAGUAGCAGCAUGUAAAUUAUAUCAUAUUAUGCAUCAGACAUGGGGAAAGAAACAUGGUUAAGGGCUAAAGAUCUGAGUCAUCUGACAGACACAGGAAGUAUGCACAAGGUCUUCCUUCUCCCAUGCCCUUCUUCUGCUGACUGAAACCUUUUCAAUUUUUUUUCUUGGGAAAAAAAGGUUCUGUUACGAAUGAUGUAUGCGUGUUUAAAAUUUCCUUGUGCAAUUGCUGCCGCUGCUGAUUUGGCGUGGUCGAUAAGUGGCCUGUUUUGA
Molecule: messenger RNA, 4712 nt
Organism: Phoenix dactylifera (date palm)
Lineage: Eukaryota; Viridiplantae; Streptophyta; Magnoliopsida; Arecales; Arecaceae
Source: RefSeq, a predicted model, not a curated record